Messenger RNA from Microdochium trichocladiopsis, 581 nucleotides. RefSeq lists its product as uncharacterized. The record is from RefSeq and is a predicted model, not a curated record. Lineage: Eukaryota; Fungi; Ascomycota; Sordariomycetes; Xylariales; Microdochiaceae. Bases 159 to 542 code for a protein of 127 amino acids. The transcript has a single exon.
AGGCCGAGCAAGCGCUGCGUCGCAAGAUCGAGGACGAGCUCCGCGCGCUCAAGAAAGCACAGGGCCCUGGCAAGAGCCCGCUAUCGCCGCGGUAAGGCCCAGUUCAGUCUACUAGUAGUAGUACAUUACGGAAAACCCUACGUGCUCCACGACCACCGAUGUCGCGUCGUCACAGCCAGCCCCCGCCUACGCUGUGCUCAACCCACCAUCUGUUUAUAAUGAAUGCCAAUGUCUCUUGGGUGGUCUGUUUUGGGGUCGCGGUCCCCGUUCUUGUUUUUUUCUUGGUUAUCUGCAUAUCCUCAGCCUUGACCUCUCUUGUUUAUUCCUCUUGUUAUGUCACAUUUUCUUUUCCCCCCGGGAAGUGGCGUUGGGGUACAGGACAAACUAUAUAUAUAUGUGUGUGUGCAUGGCAUCGCAAGAAGAUAAAAAGACGCACUGCAGGAUUGCAUGAUUUGUAUUUGUGUGUAUAUUUCUAUAGAUGCAUCUUUUGUUUUUCCCUCUCGUAUCCCUGGUCAGAGCUCGUCCCGGCGUGGUGGGAAUGAAUUCGCAAGACGCUAUACGCACAUGCAAGCAAGUAGAGA